Penicillium argentinense is the source of this 489-nucleotide messenger RNA. Its product is annotated as nucleoside deaminase. The coding region runs from base 1 to 489 and encodes 162 amino acids. The transcript has a single exon. Gene Ontology annotation, molecular function: tRNA-specific adenosine-34 deaminase activity. The record is from RefSeq and is a predicted model, not a curated record. Gene Ontology annotation, biological process: tRNA wobble adenosine to inosine editing. Lineage: Eukaryota; Fungi; Ascomycota; Eurotiomycetes; Eurotiales; Aspergillaceae.
AUGGUAUCCAACACAGACCUGAUUCAUCUACGACGCUGCGUGGAACUAGCCCGCGAAGCUCUCGAAGAAGGCGACGCACCUUUCGGAUCGGUGCUAGUCGAUGCCACAGGCAAAGUCCUCAAAGAAGAUCGCAAUAUGACAGUGACCGAUGCAGACGUCACCCUACAUCCCGAGUUCAUGCUGGCCAAAUGGGCUCAAGCGAACCUCACACCGGCUGAGCGCACAACUGCCACCGUCUAUACCUCGGGCGAGCACUGUCCGAUGUGCACAGCUGCUCAUGCGAAUGUUGGCCUGGGACGAAUCGUGUACGCUAGUUCUACUCAUCAGCUUGUACAGUGGAGGUCGGAGCUCGGUAUCGCGCCAGGGCCGGUUGCGCCGCUCCCGAUUAAUCAGGUGGCGCCUGGAUUGGUCGUUGAGGGGCCGGCUCCGGGUUUGGAUGAGGAGAUUCGCGAGUUUCAUCGGAUUCAUCAGGCGCAAUCCUUGUUGUAG